Fusarium poae is the source of this 477-nucleotide messenger RNA. RefSeq lists its product as uncharacterized. The transcript has a single exon. The record is from RefSeq and is a predicted model, not a curated record. NCBI's taxonomy places the organism in Eukaryota, Fungi, Ascomycota, Sordariomycetes, Hypocreales, Nectriaceae. The coding region runs from base 1 to 477 and encodes 158 amino acids.
AUGUCGUCCCAAAAUCUUUACGUGGCUACUUGUAAGGACCGCGGCACUGGUGGUGCUCGUCACUGGAUCCUUAUCAUGGCUGAAGAGGGCUAUUUACAAGCAACUUGGUACCAUUCGACUGGUGGGCCAACCCAAGGUAAGCCUUACAGUGCUGUGAUCGAAAACAAGCGAUUCAGAAGCCAUGGAAUUGAGAAGUGCGACUUCAUUGGCCAGAUCUCUUCCAAGGACAAAAAUAAGAUCAAGUCUGCUGCCCAGAGAACUCCUGCACGUUUCUGUCAGAGGUGGGUCGUCAAUGUUCUUGGGGCCCUUGAGAAACGAGGUAUCGUUCCUGAGGGGACUUGGUCUGAUUGGUUAGCUGCCAUGGAGGUCGAUCCCUACUCCGAAGAUGGCGCUCCGGUUUGCGAAUCAAGCAGUGACGAUGAUGGCUCUGAUUUCAGCUCCAUUAACAGUUCCUUCUCUGAGGAUUUCAAGAACUAA